Pterocles gutturalis (yellow-throated sandgrouse) is the source of this 1812-nucleotide messenger RNA. RefSeq names its product leucine rich repeat containing 43 (gene LRRC43). Gene Ontology annotation, molecular function: protein binding. Lineage: Eukaryota; Metazoa; Chordata; Aves; Pterocliformes; Pteroclidae. The transcript is spliced from 13 exons. The record is from RefSeq and is a predicted model, not a curated record. Bases 1 to 1812 code for a protein of 603 amino acids.
AUGUCAGCGCCUGGCUGCCGCAGCGUCUCAGCUGCUUUUUGGGAGCAUGUACGGCACCUGGGUCUGCAGAACUUCCCCUGUGGCCUCGGCAGCUGGAACAAGUCCCGCUUUGGUGAACGCACAAGGUCCUCUGGGCAGGAGGAGGCCAUGCCACUGGAUGAGGAGAGCCCUGAGGUGCUGAUGGAGCUGCUGAGAGACCGGCACAGCCCCUGGGCCCCGCUGCCAGACUGCAGCCCCCAGGACCAGCACCUGCGGGAAAUGGCUGUGCUGGACCCCGAGCUCGUCCAUGGCUCCAAUGUCUUCCAGAUAUUCAGGUCCCUGCGGAUCGUUGGCAAGGGAGUGGAGGAGGUUGACGAAGGACUGUUGCAGUUACAGCAGCUGGAGGAGCUCAUCCUCAGUGCCAACCACAUCAGCAGGAUAACCUCGGCCAACCUGCCCCGGACGCUGAAGUUCCUGGAGCUCUGCUGCAACGCUGUGGAUGAUCUGCAGGACCUGUGUGCUGAGCCUCCUCCAGAGCUGCAGCACUUGGGGCUGGGAUACAACAGGCUGUGUGGCCCUUCACCGGAAAAGUACCUGACUGCGGACUUCUGGCCAAACCUUGUCUCCCUUGACCUGAGCUUUAACAACUUCACGGAUCUGCUGGGGCUGGUGUCCCAACUGUCCACUCUGCAGAAGCUCCGCAUCCUGGUGCUCCAAGGGAACCCGCUGGCUCUCAUUCCCACUUACAGAGGCUUCCUCGUGGACAGCCUGCCCAAGCUCUCUGUCCUCGAUGACAUCCCCAUAGGGCCUGACGAGAGGCGCCAGUUCCACGGUUUGGCGAGGCAGACAGAGCUGAUCAGGAGUGAAGCACGAGUGGUUGUGAGCAUCGGGGAAAUCAAAGGAGUGCCCAAUCCCAGCACUUGUCAGCAGCUGGAGGUUGGCUCUGAGGCUCGGGUGAUCACCUACAGCUACUGCGUGACCUACGAGUUUGCAGAGGGAGAGGAGAUCGAGGACGGUAGCAGCACUGAGGUAACAAAAAUCCAUCAGAGUCCAGCGGUGGCCACCCUGGAUGUGGACAGCUCUGCUCCGGACACAGGAGAAACAAAGAGCCAGCAGGAGCCUGAAGCCACGGAGGAGCCCAAGGCCAGCUCUGCAAAGGUGUUUGUCACCCCUGGAAAGCCCUGGGCAGACACCAUUGACUGCAGCUACAGGAAGGAGCACACUGCCAAGGAUUUAGUGCGGCUGAAGUCCUACCUGGAGUCUGGAACGAUCGUCUCAGUUGUGGAGGAGAAGGUGCUGUCAUGGCCUGUUGGUGCUGAUCCAGAAGAAACUGCAGUCACAAAGGGGAAGGCAGGACAGAAGGAUGGUGCCAAGGGUCCUGCACCCAAGGAAAAACAGAAAAAGAAGAAGAAAAAGGAGCAGCCACGUGAAUUCCUCAGCGACCCCCCCAUUCAGAGGACCCUGGGCUCUGGGAGGGUGACCCUGGAGGCCCUGCUGGCCACUGAGGACGUGGUGACAACUGUGUGUGACUUUGGGAUCCUGGUCACUGAGCAACUGCUGCAGCCACUAAGUCUGGAGAAGAAGGACAGGAAAAAAGGCAAAGACAAGAGCAAAAAACCAAAAGCAGAGAAGGAAAGUCAGGCCAGCAGGAAAACCACGGCGUCUGCCAAAGGAAAAAGAAAAAAAAAAGACUCUGCUGAACUGGAGGAGGGUCAAGUGCUCCAGCCGGUGCCGCUGACGGUUCAAUUCCAGCUGCAGCUGCUCCGGUGGCCCCCGGCAGCUGAUACCCAGAGCCAGGAGAGCGUGGCCACGGCGGUGGGGAAGGCUCAGUGA